Molecule: messenger RNA, 3882 nt
Organism: Gavia stellata (red-throated loon)
Lineage: Eukaryota; Metazoa; Chordata; Aves; Gaviiformes; Gaviidae
Gene: RECQL4
Product: RecQ like helicase 4
Exons: 25
Coding region: 1-3882 (1293 amino acids)
Biological process (GO): telomere maintenance; double-strand break repair via homologous recombination; DNA replication
Cellular component (GO): cytoplasm; nucleus; chromosome
Molecular function (GO): ATP binding; zinc ion binding; nucleic acid binding
Source: RefSeq, a predicted model, not a curated record
AUGGAGCGGCAGCGGGAGGUGAAGGCCCUGCUGAAGCGGUGGGAGGCGGCUUUCCUCCGGGAGCGGCGGAGGAAGCCCAGCCAGGCCGACAUCGAGGCGGCUCCGGAGGACACCAGGCGGCUCUACAAGGAGUACAAGAUGAUCAAGCGGCAGAGAGAGGAGUCGGAUCCCUCCCAGCUCAGCCCCUCCUGCCAACCGGCAGCCCAGGAGACCCCAGCCGCGGAGCAGGUGCCCGACUCCGGUUGUUGGGGCGCACACCUGAACCGGCAGCCGAAAACCCCCGGGCUGAGUCGCCGCGGCCAUGCCAUGCCGAAAGCCUCGGCGCAGUACUACGGGAUGAAGCUGAAAUCCAACCUUGGCGCUGCCGGCAAGGAGACGCCCCUGACCCCGAGGAGAACCCCGACUCCCAGGAGGACCCCGGCUGUCCCCAGGCUUCAGAAGAAUUCAGGGACCGGUGACAAAGCCACGUCCCCGGCACCUGCGGAGGCAUCGCGGAGCGAGGGAGGCGAGCCGGGAGAUCUCCUCCUUCCUCCCUCAGUGUCGGGGCUGACCCCCAUCAUCCUCUCUGCGGGGUUGAAGCCCCCUCCGCCGCCGACGCCAAAUAAAUUCCAGCAGCUGAAGCAGACGGUGACGCGGAGACUGGGCUCGCUGGAUCCCGCCUGGCUGCAGAGGUGCCAGGGGACACCCGGGGACGAAGGGACAAUGCUGGCUGCCGCGCAGGAGGGGGAGCAGGGAGAGGUCGGCUGGGCCCCUCCGGAGCAGGAGGCGGGUAGUAGGGAACCUUCAGUGGGAGAUUCCGGGAGGAAAAGGCCACGUGGAGAUGGAGAUGGCGCGGCGGCUCCCACGAAGCUCAGGCGAUGCCGCCGAGGCUCGGCCGAGGGAGCGUUUGGCGCUGCCGGCGGGCUGAAGCAGAGCGAGGAGGAAGAAAAGGAGGAGGAAGAGCACGUCACAGCCCAAAAGGAGAAGGUGAAGGUGUUGGAUCCCGCGGAAAACAUCCUGGGGGAGUUGGAGGAGGAGGAGGAGAAGCCCAGACCCACCUGCAGAGCUGUCGCUGCCAGAGCACCUCCGCAGAGAGGCGGCAACUUCGUCAGGCUUAACCUGAAGAAGAAAUCUCACGUCCGAGGUUACGCCCUGCGAGGAAAUCGCCUUCGCAAGCAGGUGUGGAAGCAGAAGUGGCAGAAGAAGGCGGAGCGGUUCGGAGGAGGCGGCGGAUCCGUCGAGCGAAGCUCAGACGUCUGCUUCGCGUGCGGUGGGAUGGGCCACUGGGCAUCGGCGUGCCGGGGUUCGGCUGCCGGCCUGCUGCCGGAGGAGAGCGGCCACGCCGAUGAAGAGGAGGAGGCUCCCCUGCCCACGCUGGAAGAAGUAGCUCGCAGGACCAACACCGUCUGCCGAGAGCUCUCCGGUGAGGCCCCCCCGGGUUUGUGCCGGGAUGCGACGACUUACCUGGAUGUGCAGAGGCCGGCAUACGAGCCGCCCGCUCCCCCUGCGCCCAUGGAGCCCCUCUACAGCCUGGGGCCGGAGGGGAAGGUGCGAGAGACCCCGGAGGAGGUGUUUCAGGCUCUGAAGGCGCUGGGCUACAGCUCCUUCCGCCCGGGCCAGGAGCUGGCUGUCAUGAGGAUCCUCUCAGGCCUGUCCACGCUGGUGGUGUUAUCGACGGGGAUGGGCAAAUCCCUCUGCUACCAGCUCCCCGCUUACCUCUACCACAAGCGCUCCAAGUGCAUCACCUUGGUCGUCUCCCCACUGGUGUCCCUGAUGGAUGACCAGGUCUCGGGGCUGCCGCCGUGCCUGAAGGCCGUCUGCAUCCACUCCAACAUGACCAAAGCCCAGCGGGAAGCGGUGAUGGAGAAGGUGAGGCAGGGCAAGGUGCAGGUGCUGCUGCUGUCCCCCGAGGCCCUGGUUGGGGGAAUCGGAUCGGGAUCCAGUUGCCUGCCCUCCGCCGAUCGCCUGCCGGCCGUGGCCUUCGCCUGCAUCGACGAAGCUCACUGCGUCUCCGAGUGGUCCCACAACUUCCGUCCCUGCUACCUGCGGCUCUGCAAGGUUCUCCGGGAUCGCCUGGGCGUGCGCUGCUUCCUGGGGCUGACGGCGACCGCCACCCUGGCCACGGCACGGGACGUGGCCCAACACCUCGGCAUCCCGGCGGAGGAAGGGAUAACGGUGCGCUCCGCCGCCGUGCCCCCAAACCUGCGCCUCUCCGUCUCGAUGGACAGGGACAGGGAUCAGGCCCUCAUCUCCCUGCUGCAAGGGGAGCGUUUCGGGUGCCUGGACUCCAUCAUCGUCUACUGCACGCGGCGGGAGGAGACGGCUCGCAUCGCGGCGCUCAUCCGGACCUGCCUCCAAGGAAUGCCGCUCAAGGAACCUGCCGGAGCCAGGGAGCCGGGGUGGGACGCCGCCGAAAGGAAGAAAGCGAAGGCAAAGAAGAGCGUCCGCCGCCCGCUGAAAUGGAUCGUGGAUGCUUACCACGCCGGCCUAUCCGCUGCCGAACGCCGCCACGUCCAGAACAGCUUCAUGAGCGGCCAACUCCGCGUGGUGGUGGCCACGGUGGCUUUCGGCAUGGGGUUGGACAAAUCGGACGUCCGCGGCGUCGUGCAUUACAACAUGCCCAAGAAUUUCGAGAGUUACGUGCAAGAGAUCGGCCGGGCCGGGCGAGACGGUGAGCUGGCUCACUGCCAUCUCUUCUUGGACGCGGAGGGCGGGGAUCUCCACGAGCUGCGGCGUCACAUUUACGGCGACACGGUGGAUUUUUUCACCGUCAAGAAGCUGGUGCAGAAGGUUUUCUCUCCCUGCAAGUGCCUGGAGCUGCACCAGCAACACCAGGACGUCGUCAGGUACGGGGAGGUGGAGGAUGCCGAAAUGGCCGAGCUCUUGGAGGAGGAGGCGGAGGAGGAGGAGGACAGCGGCGUGAUGAGGCAGAGCGGGCAGCGGGUGUGCUACAAGCACGAGCGAGCCAUCCCCAUCCAAGAAGCUGUGGAGUCCCUGGACGUACGGGAGGAAGGCAUCGAGACCCUCCUGUGCUACCUGGAGCUGCACCCGCGGCGCUGGCUGGAGCUGCUGCCUCCCACCUACUCCUCCUGCCGGCUGCUGUGCUACGGGGGACCCCGGCAGCUCCGGGCUGUAGCGCGGAGCUCUCCCCCCAUCGCCGUCUUCCUGGCCCGGGAGCGCCUGGCGGGGAAGGACCACGGCCACGCCAGCUCCCUGGAGUUCGACGUGGUCUCACUGAGCGACUCCAUGGGUUGGGAAGUGGCGUUGGUGAAACGCGCCCUGCGCCAGCUCCAGUGGGAUCCGAACCUGCGGCAAGGCAGCCGCGGUGAGGGGAAGAGCGGGGUCCUGGUGGAGUUUGGAGACCUGUCCUUCCACGUACUCGCCUACGGGGACCUCGCUGACCAGGAGCUGGACUCCGUCUGCGACUUCCUCCACCGCAGGGUGGUGGCCCGGGAGAAGACGGCUCUUGGCCAGCUCCGCGCCUGCUUCCGGGCCUUCCAGAGCGUGGCCUUCCAGACCUGCAGCCCUCACCCUGAGGAGGAGGAGGAGGAGAGGAGCUCCUCCCUGAAGGCUCUGCUCAGCGACUACUUCGAGAAGGAGCCCGCUGGCGAGCAGGCUGAGCGUGGCUGCGAGGAGGAGGAAGAGGUGGAGGAAGAUCUCGGCGACGCUAAACUACGGGAGUGGGAGAGCCAGAUCCGCGCCGACAUCCGCCAUUUCCUCACCAUCCGCCAGGACGAGAAGUUCUCUGGCAGAGCCAUCGCCAGGAUAUUUCACGGCAUCGGCAGCCCCUGUUUCCCUGCCCAGGUCUACGGCCGCGACCGCCGGUUCUGGAGGAAAUACCUCCGCUUUGACUUCCACCGCCUCACCCGCCUGGCCACCGAGGAGAUCCUGGCCGGCAAGUGA